Messenger RNA from Paracoccidioides brasiliensis Pb18, 4119 nucleotides. RefSeq lists its product as uncharacterized. Gene Ontology annotation, biological process: transmembrane transport. Gene Ontology annotation, molecular function: ATP binding; ATP hydrolysis activity; ABC-type oligopeptide transporter activity. The record is from RefSeq and is a predicted model, not a curated record. Gene Ontology annotation, cellular component: membrane. The coding region runs from base 1 to 4119 and encodes 1372 amino acids. The transcript is spliced from 5 exons.
AUGGAGUCCGCCGAGGGUCGUUCUGAUGCGACGUUGACAGACAAUCCAACGCUCAAGGCAAAAUGGACAUCGCUAUUUCUUUUCACCUCAAGAAAACAUGUUGUUUCUCUCCUUCUGGGCUUGCUUUUCACCGUGGGAGCUGGUGUCCUUGUUCCCAUGUUGGCUCUGGUGCUUGGGAAGAUCUUUGACGCAUUCUCAAAGUUCGGAGCAGGUUCCUUAACAUCAGAGGAAUUAAUGCACGCUAUAUCUGUUCGAUGCCUAUAUCUAAUGGGGUUGGGAAUGUGCAUUUGGCUACUCCAGACAGGGCAUUUUGCAUUCUGGGUGGCCUUUGGGGAGCUCCAAGCAAAACACGCACGCGAGAAGUCUUUCGUACAGUUAAUCAAGAAGGAUAUAUCCUGGUUUGAGAUGAAACAGGAUGGCGUUUCCUCCUUUCUGCCGCGUCUCCAGACACAGAUCCGAGAUCUUCAGUUAGCGACUUCACAGCCUCUAGGUUGUGUUCUACAAAGACUCGUCACGUUUGUGACUGCGCUCACUUUGGCCCUUUGUACCUCCUGGAAGCUAACGCUAGUUUCUCUUGCCUCGAUACCUGUCUGCGCGGCAGUUGUAUCUAUUAUUUCGAAGAAAACAUCCCCGAGCGUACAGGCCUAUGAGACAGAGUUAACCCGCGCAUCAAAAUUGGCCAUCAACUGCUUCUCCAGCAUCGAUGCAGUCAAGUGUUUUAAUGGACAAAGGUUUGAGGCUGAACAAUAUUCUGCUGGCAUUCUGUCAGCUUCACGCUGGUAUAAAAAUGAAGCACUUGGCCAAGCACUCCAGAUUAGCUGCAUACGCCUAAUGAUAUUCGUAAUGUUUGUCCAAGGCUUCUGGUACGGAAGUUCCCUGGUUGGAGCUGGUGAUUUAACCCCCGCAGAUGUCUUGACAGCAUUUUGGGCAUGUCUUCAGUCUACCCAGGCAAUUGAAGAAAUUUUGCCACACAUUAUUGUUCUUGAAAAAGGGCGUGCUUCAGCUUCAGCUCUGCAACAAAUUGUGGCGAGAGUAAAUCGACCUAAGCCGGCAAUAGAUACAUCUGAGUCACUGUCGCCUCGAAUUUGUGAGGGAGAUAUACGGAUCAAAAACGUUACUUUUGCAUACCCAUCUCGCCCCGACUGCUACGUGCUGAAAAAUUCAUCGUUCUUUUUCCCAGCAGGCGAUAUAACGUUUGUGGUUGGACAAAGCGGGUCAGGGAAAAGCACGCUUGCGAAUCUUCUCAUGCGAUUCUAUCUCCCUGCAGCUGGAGAUAUUUUAAUUGACGGCACACCAAUUCAAAAGUUGAGUAUUGACUGGAUCCGGAACAACAUCACAUUAGUACAGCAGCAGAGCUUCCUAUUCAAUGAAACAAUAUUUAACAAUAUUGCUUUCGGCUCCAAAGACUAUCAAAACAUUACUGAGGACCAAAUUGUAACCAGCCUCCGUUUUGCCUCCCUCGAUGAGACGGUCCGAACCCUACCAGAUGGCCUUGAUACAGUGGUCGGUGUUGGUGGGAGUGCGUUUAGUGGCGGACAGCGCCAAAGAGUUGCGAUCGCUCGUUCACGACUCAGAGAUACCCCUAUUUUGAUCCUCGAUGAAUCGACAAGCGCGCUGGAUUUUACUAGUCGAUCUACAGUGAUGGAAGCCAUUCGAACCUGGCGAAAGAGCAAAACCACUAUUAUAAUCACGCAUGAUAUAACCCAGAUCAAAAAUCAGGACUUUAUGUAUGUGCUGCAAGGGGGCGAAGUCGUUCGAAAAGGUUACAGGCACGCUCUAGAACAAGAAGCAACAAAUACGUCCGGUUCUGCACUGUCAGUCGUGUUCGGAUUAGAGAAUGAACGAUCCCAUCGCCAGGAAGAAAAAUCCGAUAAUAUCCCAAGACAAAAUACUCAGGAGACGGGAAGCGGGGUCACUUUCGGAACAUCUUCCAAACCACUACACCCUCCGCUUAGUACAGAGAGGAGUCGAACCUUCCAAUCAUUAACCUUGUCUCCAAUUUCUCCAGGCUUUCGAAACACACUCUCUUUUCAACCAAUGGUUCAUACCGAAGAUGUAUUCAGGCCGUUAUCAUUUCGCAGCGAUUCCUCUGAACAAAUUCGUCAAUAUAAACAUCCGAUGCCAUCCGUUGCAGGUAUUGAACUGAGAGAUUUUUCUCGCGAGUGCGACGCUAAAUUCGAACUGGAUCUUAUGCUGUCUUCAUCGCGCUCUUCAGGUUUGGGUUUCACGGACAACGUGCUUCGAGAUGGUGAACUAACUGACAGACCAGGCGACGAAGAAGGUCCCCAUAGAGGGAAGCCUCCAUAUUCAUCAAUCGUGGGAAUUCUUCUCACUGUCAUUCCACGCUUAACCGUGCGCUAUAAGAUUUUACUACUUGUGGGAUUUGUAGCGGCAUUUGUCCAUGCCGCUGCCACCCCUGCUUUUGGCUUUCUAUUUGCGCAGCUUUUAGGAGCAUUUUUCCUACCCGGAAAUCGCUCACGUAUGGCCCUCCAAUGGUCAGUGGCAAUCAUUGGAGUUUCUGUCGCGAAUGCAGCUGCUUCGUUCGCUAUGCAUUUUCUUCUUGAAUGCUGCGGACAAGCUUGGGUUAACUCUCUCCGUAACGAGGCAGUGAGACGUAUCCUAUCUCAGCCAAAGGAAUGGUUUGAAAGGGAAGAGAACAAAACAUCUAAUUUGACGAUGUGUCUGGACCGCAACGCUGAGGAAAUGAAGAACUUGGUGGGGCGGUUUGCUGGGUUUCUUUUUGUUGCAGCGGUGAUAAUGAUUAUGUGUUUCGUUUGGGGAAUCGAUGUGUGUUGGAAGUUGACUCUGGUUGGGCUUGCGUGUGCUCCAGUUGUCUAUUCCAUAACAAGAACCUUCGAACAUGUGAGCGGCAUCUGGGAAAAGAGAUGUAACGAUGCCACUGAGGUGGUUGGGGAUAUUUUCUCCGAAACGUUUCUCGAUAUUAAAACCGUCCGCGCCUUGACGCUUGAGGCUCACUUCCAUAGGAAAUUGGAUGUGGUGAAUAUGAAGACCCUCCGACAGGGCUUCAAACGAGCCUGUUUUUCGGGAUUUUUCUUUGGGUUAUCCAGCUCAUCAAUCAUUUUUGUUUACACCCUUGUCUUUUAUUUCGGCGCAGUCCUUGCAUCAUCACUUGAAUAUUCAAUAAGGGACAUUCUGACGGUUUUCUCGAUCCUUCUAUUCAGCUUAGGGAACGUUAACGCCGCGUUAGAAUUUGUUCCUCAAAUAAGUUCAUCUCGGGAUACUGCUUCGAGGUUAUUGCGAUUAGCAACGCUCCCGGAAGGUAGUUCACACGAGGAUGAAGGGAAACUAAAAAUAUCCAACCCAACGCCAUUGGAGUUCGCAAAUGUGAACUUCAACUACCCAUCACGCCCUAAGAAACAGGUACUUCGAAAUCUAAAUCUCGCAAUCCCAGGAAACACAUGUACAGCAAUCGUCGGCCCCUCUGGAUCUGGGAAGUCGACCAUUGCCUCCCUUCUUACUGCUCUAUAUCCCGCCAACAAAAUGACCAUACGGUCGUCAUUGGACUAUGCCUCCAACACAAUAUCCCUCGGAGGGUAUGAUAUCCGAAAGAUCCACACUCCAACCCUCCGCUCUCUAGUUUCCAUCGUUCCUCAACAAGCCACUCUCUUCCCGUCCUCAAUCAAAGCCAACAUCAGCUACGGCCUCGACCCAGCCUCCCCGCUCAACACGAUAGAAGCCAUCCGUUGCGCCGCGCAGGCAGCCGGGAUUGACGAAUUCAGCUCCUCCCUCCCGGAAGGUUACGACACUAUAAUUGGUGAUGGGGGGCUUUCCAUGUCCGGCGGCCAAGCGCAACGCCUUGUUAUCGCGCGUGCCUUGGUGCGGCAGCCGCGUAUCCUCAUCCUCGAUGAGGCCACGUCGAAUCUAGAUGCUCAUAGCGCGGAACAGAUUCGUCGCACGGUUAAGAGCCUCAUGAUACCAGGUGCACAGCGGCUAGCUGUGAUUAUUAUCACGCACGCGGUCGAGAUGAUGGAAAUUGCGGAUAAAAUUGUGGUGGUGGAUGGGGGCCGUGUAGUUGAGGAAGGUUCAUAUAUGGACUUAAUAACGAAGCCGGGAGGGAGGCUAAGGAAGCUUGUCACACCCGAGGGGAGUGUGGAUUGA